This is a messenger RNA of Dichomitus squalens LYAD-421 SS1, 4074 nucleotides long. RefSeq lists its product as uncharacterized. The coding region runs from base 121 to 3567 and encodes 1148 amino acids. The record is from RefSeq and is a predicted model, not a curated record. The transcript has 4 exons. Lineage: Eukaryota; Fungi; Basidiomycota; Agaricomycetes; Polyporales; Polyporaceae.
UUGAUGUCGUCCCCGCCGCUUCCCUUCCCGUAAUCCCCGCCUAUCCUGACCAACACUCACCUCGGCUAAGACGACGCAGACACAGUCUCAACAGCGACGGCGACAUCCACAGUGACCAGUAUGUGGUCCAAAAUCAGCAGUGCACUCAAACGGCCAGAGACACCAGCGCAAGACCUGGACAGCCUCCUCGACGACAAGCAUCCCUCCAACGCCGUCCUCAACGCCGUCUUUGACCGACACCCGAACCUCUCAAACUUUCAUGAUCCCACCGAAGUCCCCUUUCCCUCUCCGAGUCCACCUGCAUCCCCUUCGAAGCAUGGUCGGAAGGGCCUCUUCAAGCGGAAUCCCAAGUCGUUUCACGACGGCGAACAGGCCAACACACUGCCUAUCAAGCUCUCAAUACCUCACCUCAAGAAAGUAAAGUCUUCAAUUCAUACGAUGUCCAUCACGGCAUCCUCGAGGAAUGUUGCUAACUCGUCUCCUGUGGCAGGUUCUGACGCCUCGUCAAUAAGUCGAGCGUCAACAGACUCAAGUCGGCAGCGACAAUCCCAAGAAUCAAUUCGCCCUCCAGAUUCCGCAGUGUCUGCCCGGACACCCAUAACGCCAAUCGCUGAAGGUCGCUUCGGCUCGUUACGCUCCAUCCUCCGCGACGGCGCCACGCCUGCGACAGGGCAGAGUGUGCGCUUCUUCUCCCGCGACGCCUACAAGGUCAUCACCCCAGACGUGUCCAAUGCGAGCGCAAGUGGCAGCGAACCCUCACCCUCUUCUUUCGGUGCACGAAUCAAGGGCGCGAGUAGCACACCUUCACGGCCAACGGUUCAGGAUGUCUUCUCACCGCCUCCACCUUCAUCCGUAAAGCCCCUUCCUCCACCGGAUGAUACAAACAUAUUUGAUCUCUCCCAGGACUUCGACUUACCUCCCAUUCCCAUCAGCAAGGACAAUGUGCCUUUGCUCGAUAGCGCCAUUGAGCUUCCCUCUUCGGAUGCGGAUAGCUCAGCCAUCGUCAUGCGCUCCGAGGUCGACGGAGACUUCCGUAGCAGUACGCCAUCAAAUAAUCGGUCAGGGUCCAGCACGGGCAUCCACGACCGCAGCCAGUCCUUCAGCUUUGGUCAGACUGUUUUUCAUUCGAUCAAAGACGUCGGGAAGGACUCCCCAAUCUCCUUGGGCUCAUCCGGCUCCAAGCGCGGCUCGCUCAAGCCCAAGAACCGCAGCCGCGCGUACAGCGACAGCGUCUUCCACUCGUUCCUUCCCAGCCCCCCUGCACGGAACGAGACGCCCCCGCCGCCCGAGGCAGACAUCGACGACCGCGUGUCGGGCACGCUCAUCCUGUACAACGCUGCGAACCCCAAGUCUCCGCCACGCUCGCCGCAAAAGGAGAAGGACCCUUUCGGGGCGCACGCCACGGCGUACUACACUCCCGGCUCCGGCGUGCCCCCCACUCCGCCGCAGGUCGUUGCGACGCACAACCGCAAGGCGUCGCGCGAGGAAGACCUCAUUCUCUCCUUGCGGACGCAGCUCGCGCUCCAGACGGAGCUGUGCGCGCAGUACGAGGUCGACCUCCGCGGGCGCGACGAGAUGAUGCGUAUGCUGCAGUCGCGCCUCGACGAGGGCGAGCGCGAGGUCGAGCGCCGGAAAGGGUUCAACAAGGGCUACAGGAAGCGCAUCGCCGAGCUUGAGCGGUAUUCGCGCUCGCUCGAGGAGCAGGUCGAUCGGAGCAGGGAGGAGAGCAUGGAGCGCAGCAUCAUGGACGAGGCGUCCGGCCAGGCGUUGCGGAGCCUGCACCAGCGCAUCGAGGAGCUCGAGCGCGAGAAGCGCGAGCUGGAGAAGAGCGCGCGUGCGAGGGAGGAGGAAUUGCAGGCAGGGCGGGCGGAGCUCGAGCGCGCGCGGGAGGAGUUGAGCAGGCGGGACGACGCGGAGCGGGAGCUCAAGGACGGCAUCGCGCGCGCGCAGGAGCAGAUGGAGAGCAUGGACGUGAGCAUGGCGCUUUCGCUCGAGGAGGGCGACCGCUCGCGUCUCCUGUCCACGGUUGGGUGGGACGAAGAGCGGAAGGCGCUGAUGGCGGCGAACGAGGCGAUGCGGACGGAGCAGCUCGCGCUCGAGACGCAGCUCGUGGACGCGCGCGAGGAGGUGCAGAAGAAGGACGGCGAGCUCGGCGUGCUCAAGGCCGAGCUGGAGGCGCAGUGGCGCAACACGGAGGCGAUGAGCGAGCGGAUCGCGGAGGCGGAGAGGGAGCGGGACGCUGCCAGGAGGGACGUCGAGGCUCUUAACCAGAGGAUUGGGGAGAUGGAGGAGGAGUGGGCGCACGCGGAGACCAGGAAGAACGAGCUUGAGGCGGAGGCGCAGGAGCUUCUGGCGGAGAGGGAGGAGUUGGAGAAGGAGCACGCAGAGCUCGAAGACCAGUUGCGCGCAGAGCAGGAACACUCCGAAGAGCUCACGCAGGCGCUACGCGAGCGCGAAGACAAGGUUACUUCACUCGACCAGGAGCACAAGUUUGCGCUAGACCGAGCGACGCGGGUCGAGGCCCGUCUGCGCGAGCGCGAAUCCGAGCUGUCUGAACUCCACAGGAAGCAGACCGAGCUCGAGAACGAUGCGGAGCUUGCGCAGGACGAGAUCGCGAAGAUGAAGCGCGAGCACGCACGGAUCGUCAACGAGCAGAGUCGGAAGCUCCAAGACGUCGUCGCGCGCGAGGUCGAGGCGCGCGCUGCUAUGGAGGCGCUGGUCCGCGAGAAGGCAGAGCACGACGUGCAUGUCGGGAGCCUGAAGGACAAGGUGGAUUCGUUGACGUCUGAGGUAGAGCGGUUAAGGCGACAGGUGCACGACCUGCAGCAAGAGAGCGCGGACAAGGAGGUCAAACUCGUUCAGCUGCAGAAGCAGCGGGCCCAGGACAAGGAGGAUAUGAAUGGGUUGAAUAUCGCCCUCGACUCGAAGCAGCAAGAGCUCGAACUGCUCAAGAGGCGCAUGAGUGUUCGCGGCACCGCUGGCGGCACUCCUGCUUCUACCGCCAAGAUACCAGCUGCCCGUCGCGAGUCGUCCAUCUUCGCUACGCCCAGCGUUGUCGGAACCCGGCCCCCGUCAGUAAUGUCCGAUACCGACAGUGUUAAGGAUCGCCGUCUCAGCCAGACACCUUCGACGCUCAUGAAGCCUGCUCUCGGUAGGAGCAUCCGCGCCAACGGCCCCCCAAGCUCUCUCAGCGCAAGCACCUCAAAGCGUGCCGUCGAUGGCUCGAUGGGCCCCCCACCUACUGCCGGUGUCGGCCGUAGUCAGUCCGCGACUGCGACGCCUACGCGCAUUCCCUCCGGGCCUUCUGCACGUGCGACUCCCAGCACAAUCAAGGCACCCAUCCACCAGCGCAGAAGUUCAGCGUCGAUCCAUGAGGCGUCCAAGCUUCGCGUGUCGAGUUCCAGUCAGGAGAAGCUCGAGAAGCUCCAGCGGCUUCCCUCGGUGUCGUCCGCGAGCGAGCCGUCUGAGAAGGAGAACUCGGCGCCCUCGCCUUCGUCCAGCACGAGUUCGACGCAAGCAACCGCAAAUGUCAAGACGAUGCGCCGCGCGAGUGCGAUGCCCGCAUAAGUUAUGGAAAUGAAGAAGGCGCGCGUGGAUUUGGUCGGUGUUGCAUUAAGUCCAGCUUGCAGCAUUGCAGUUGCAUACAUAUACCCCUCAUCUCAUCCCCCCUCGCCCCAUCCAAGAUUGUACUCAUACAUCCUGCAUGUUGCCCUCGUACCUUGCAUGGUCGGACUUCUCAGCGACUCUCCAUCCGUCGUCGUCGCAUGCAUCCAGUUAAGCAUACCUCAUCUCAUCCCAUUUCCCCACCCAUGCAUCUCUCCCUCGCAUCUUGAACUUAUGAUUCCACUAUGUACUUCGCUUUCGCCGUGUGCCUCUGAUCUCGCUGCUGCUUUCGUCUGUCCAUCUCACAGUCCGAUCCCGUUCGAAUUUCUCGCUAUACAUGCUUCAGACUCCCCCUUUUGUCGAUUCUGGACAAUCAGUGUCAGCUUCGUGCGCAUUCUUCGUCAGUCUUGCACCGUAAUCCCCCUCUUGUCCAUUUUGUCGAUAGCGUUGGAGCUCAUCCGAUGCAGCCAG